Messenger RNA from Danio aesculapii, 1683 nucleotides. It is a transcript of the gene bhlha15, whose product is annotated as basic helix-loop-helix family, member a15. Gene Ontology annotation, molecular function: protein dimerization activity. Lineage: Eukaryota; Metazoa; Chordata; Actinopteri; Cypriniformes; Danionidae. The transcript is spliced from 2 exons. Bases 144 to 698 code for a protein of 184 amino acids. The record is from RefSeq and is a predicted model, not a curated record.
UUCUGACCGCAGCUGUCAGGACGGCAACAGCGCUUCACGACAACUUAUUAUCGCUCUUCGCAAGGCUCUUAUCGCGCACACAUCACCUCAGUUUGGUGGACAUUCAUUUCUAGGGCCUACACCAGGGUGUGGGUGAGUCAAGUAUGAAGUCCAAAGGAAAGGGGUCAAAGCGUGGCAGACAGUCUUGGGCAGAGCAGGACGACCCAGACUUUACGCUGGAAACAGAGCCAGGUUCCAGCGAGCAGGAGGGCUCAGAGGCGUCUGUCAGGCUGGGUGGGUCGUGGAGAACACUUAGGGGUGAGGGGCACAGCCGUACCCGCCUAGGCACACGACGCAGACGGCAGCAUGGGAACGCCAAAGAACGCAACGUCCGCAGGCUGGAGAGUAAUGAAAGAGAGAGACAGAGGAUGCACAAACUAAACAAUGCCUUUCAGGCCCUGCGAGAGGCCAUUCCUCACGUCAAAACAGAAAAGAAACUUUCCAAGAUCGAGACUCUCACAUUGGCCAAGAAUUACAUUAAGGCCUUAACCACUAUCAUCCUGGGCAUGUCCAACGGCUGCCUGCCUGACGCUGAGAGUCAGAUGGAGGCUAACGCCUCGCGGCUGCUGCAGUGCUAUCAGCAGCAUCUACAGGAGGAGGGAGAGGAAGAUCUGUCCAACUACCUGAACCACAUUCACAGCUUCAGCCAAGACAGCUAACACACACUGCACACUACAGACUCAGUGAACGCUCAAGGAGAAAUGUAAAUAUGUGUAUGAUGAUGAUAAUGCUGAUGAAUACCAGCUCUUAAAGGGUGAGUUGAACGUUCUGUCAUCAUUUACUCAUGCUCAUGUCAUUCCAAACCAAAUUUGUUGAUCUUUGGAACAUAAGCUUGGUAUUAUAAUCAAUAUGGCAACGGUGAUGUGUUUGGUCUUAGUGGAGUAGAUCUGCUACACUGCUGCUGCUGCUAAUUUGAUUAUUAGUGCAGAGCACGAACUGAGAGUUGCUACUACCAGUGUAUUCACAGACAUGCUGCCACUGCUGUUGCAGACAUAGCAUUAGCCGCCUUUUCACUAUGCAUUACAGUAAGAAACAGCACAGGGGUGCGUUUCCGAAAACCAUCGUUAGCCAACUAAGGUCGCAAGUUGCAUCGUCACAAACAUAGUUUGUUAAGUUGGCAUUUCCCAUAUCUGUCGUUCCAACGAACAUUCAAAAACUUGUGCGCCUGCAACAACACCUGUAGAGCUGUAGUUAGAAGCAUAGUUCCUGAAUGUGUUCUAUUCCCAGUUAUCCCCCCUAUGCCCUAUUCAUUUAGAACAUUUAAACUUGGAAUGAAAAAAAAAAGCUCUAAAGUCAUCAGUCUUAGGUGUAAUUUGCUUUCAAAGUAUUUUUACAGUUCAGUUUUAGCAAUCUUUAUAUUGACAAUUGCGUUCCCUUCGUAGUGCACUUAGAAAACAUUUAUGCCAUUUUGAACACAGCCUUGGCUCAUGACGAAAGCUAUAGGUGACCUAUUAUUUAAAAGCGGAAUUUACGUUAUGUCUCCAAAGCUUGUGAAAACAAAAAUAUAUAGCAUACGUUAAUACUUUAAAUUUAUAGUAGGUUAUUUAUUAAGUACCUGUACUGUAUAUGACAUGCCCUGCUGGUUAGAACAUUUCUGCAGCGGUUUGAGCGUCAAAUUGUAGAGUUAAAAAAAAUAAUAAAAUA